AUGCCCAUUUGUGGAGGAAGUUCGGCGUCAAAAAAGCCUAUAGAGCGUAAGAUUGUCAUUCUGGGUGAUGGUGCGUGUGGUAAGACGUCUUUACUGAACGUUUUUACACGGGGAUACUUCCCUAAAGUUUACGAGCCAACGGUAUUCGAAAACUACAUACAUGACAUUUUCGUGGACAGCCAGCACAUCACGUUGAGUCUUUGGGAUACUGCGGGUCAAGAAGAAUUCGACCGUUUACGGUCACUCUCAUAUUCCGACACUCACACGAUCAUGCUCUGCUUUUCUGUGGACUCUAGGGACUCGCUGGACAACGUACAGCACAAAUGGGUUGGGGAAAUUGCGGAUCACUGCGAAGGCGUCAAGCUUGUGCUUGUAGCGCUGAAGUGUGACUUAAGAAGCAACGAAGAAGAGUUCGCGUUGGACACCGCCAUCACACCAGGGAACAUCCAGCAGCAGCAGCAGCAGCAGCAGCAAUCCUCAGUGCAAUCUGGUGGCCUAAUAUCCUACGAGGAGGGUUUGGCUAUGGCGAAAAAAAUCGGUGCUCUUCGUUACUUGGAAUGCAGUGCUAAAAUGAACAGAGGUGUUAACGAAGCCUUUACUGAAGCUGCGAGAUGCGCUUUGACAGCGACUCCCAAGGGUGCCAAAGACCACGCUGGCGAGGAAUCGAAGAAAGGCAGUAGCUGUACCGUUAUGUGA
Lachancea thermotolerans CBS 6340 is the source of this 696-nucleotide messenger RNA. It is a transcript of the gene RHO3, whose product is annotated as Rho family GTPase RHO3. The transcript has a single exon. The coding region runs from base 1 to 696 and encodes 231 amino acids. Gene Ontology annotation, molecular function: GTP binding; GTPase activity. The record is from RefSeq and is a predicted model, not a curated record. Lineage: Eukaryota; Fungi; Ascomycota; Saccharomycetes; Saccharomycetales; Saccharomycetaceae. Gene Ontology annotation, biological process: small GTPase-mediated signal transduction.